GCCAUCUAUCCAAAUGCAGUAUCUAUCUAUCUAUCUAUCUAUCUAUCUAUCUAUCUAUCUAUCUAUCUAUCUAUCUAUCUAUCUAUCUAUCGAUCUAUCUAUCUAUCGAUCUAUCUAUCUAUCCGAAUGCAGUAUCUAUCUAUCUAUCUAUCUAUCUAUCUAUCUAUCUAUCUAUCUAUCUAUCUAUCUAUCUAUCUAUCUAUCUAUCUAUCUAUCUAUCUAUCUAUCUAUCUAUCCAUCCAGCCAUCUAUCCAAAUGCAGUAUCUAUCUAUCUAUCUAUCUAUCUAUCUAUCUAUCUAUCUAUCUAUCUAUCUAUCUAUCUAUCUAUCUAUCUAUCUAUCUAUCUAUCUAUCUAUCCGAAUGCAGUAUCUGUCUGUCUGCCUAUCCGGAUGCAGUAUCUAUCUAUCUAUCUAUCUAUCUAUCUAUCUAUCUAUCUAUCUAUCUAUCUAUCUAUCUAUCUAUCUAUCUAUCUAUCUAUCCAAAUGCAGUAUCUUUCUAUCUAUCUAUCUAUCUAUCUAUCUAUCUAUCUAUCUAUCUAUCUAUCUAUCUAUCUAUCUAUCUAUCUAUCUAUCUAUCUAUCUGAAUUCAGUAUCUGUCUGUCUGUCUAUCCGAAUGCAGUAUCUAUCUAUCUAUCUAUCUAUCUAUCUAUCUAUCUAUCUAUCUAUCUAUCUAUCUAUCUAUCUAUCUAUCUAUCUAUCUAUCUAUCGAUCCGAAAGCACUAUUUAUAUGUCUGUCUGAAUAUCUAUCUAUCUAUAUAUGUAUGUAUGUAUGUCUAUCUAUCUAUCUAUAUAUGUAUGUAUGUCUAUCUAUCUAUCUAUGAAUUGUCUAUUUGUCUGUAGCCUAUACCUUCAUAUCAUUCUAUCUGCCUGUCUGUCUGAUUAUAAAUCACGAUGGCUUAUUGAAAAUCUAUCUUAGUGAUAAGCUCCCGAGCAAACAGGCAGGAGGUGUUUGUCGAGAUUGACAUGGCUCCGCGGUGACAACUGGAGUGUUUUUACACCUCCUUUCUAAAUAAGGCAGCGGCCCGUCAAGCAUAUGACCACCGGUCCAAUUUGGGAGCUGCCAAAGAGUCCAUCACGUCCCCUUCUCUCCUGUGAGAUCUCACUCUCCCCCGGGCUCUUCGAAUACCGCUGCUGCUGCAUACGAAGCGCGCAUCGAUCGCGGCCACUUUCCACAUCACAGAGUCAACGGUCCGGCGGGCAGCACUGAGAUGUCAUCGUGAUGUCAUCCCGCGGGUGGGUGACGUCAUCGUGAAGGUCUCCCCGGCAAGGUGAGCUUGCAUUUUUGGCGAGUGUGUGUGGUGCUCCCCACGCCAGCGUUUGGCCACCGAGAGAGGUGAAACAUGGUCAUCAUCGCCACCAGCUCAAGCUCCGCCGCCCUGCACUUCUCAUCUACCGAGGGGCUUAUUGCGUUACACGCCCGCAGCCCCGACCUGCCUUCCAAAAAUAAGCCCCUGCCACCAUGCCGAAAGAAGAAAAACAAGAGUGGUAUUUUUAGGGUCAUUAAUUUUGACCACGUGCCCCGAGGGUAAACCGGAUGGCCACUGCGCAAAGGCUCCUCACCAGUAUGUGCGAGACCAGCAGGCGCUGGACUGCGUUUCUUCUGCUUGGCUUUCUGCUUGGGAUCGCGUACUCCUACCCCAUCUCGAACAGGACUAAUGCAACCCCACUGGAGAAAAGGUGGGAGACGCUGUUCUCCCGAUCCGUUUUGGGGAUCUCGAUGGAGAAAUCGGAGCUGAACUGGGAGAAUGAUUAUUUGAUGGGUAUUAAGAGAGUGCGGAGGCUGUACUGCAACGUGGGCAUCGGGUUUCACCUGCAGGUCCUCCCAGAUGGAAAGAUCAGCGGUGUACAUAACGAGAACCAGUACAGUCUGAUAGAAAUCUCAACUGUAGAGAGAGGGGUGAUAAGUCUGUAUGGCGUGAAGAGCGAGCUGUUUGUCGCGAUGAGCAGCCGCGGAUGGUUGUACGGAACGAGGGUCUUCCGUGACGAGUGCAAGUUCAAGGAGACGCUGCUGCCCAACAAUUACAACGCAUACGAGUCUUCCAUUUACAAGGGCUUUUACAUCGCCCUCAGCAAACAUGGCCGCUUGAAGCGAGGCUACAAGGCCUCCCCAGCAAUGACUGUCACACAUUUCCUUCCACGUUUAUGAGCGGAACUGGCAAUAACACAAUAAUUUGCACAUGUCGGAUGUUCUGGUGGGGAACCUAAACUUAAGGUUUAUCGCAAAGAACAAAAAAUAACACUUACAGUAUUUAUUCUCGUUGAAAUGGUAAUAUAUGUAUAUUUCGGUAGCUUACUUUGUCUCUGAACUUUGUGUAAAUGCCAUUAUUUGCUGCUUAUGGUUUCUGUUAUGACUAUGUGAGAGUCGAGGUGCUUUAUGGGUGCUUGGUGUGAACUUUAGCCUGUCAUAGGAACGAGCAACAUCCUCAGCUUUUAAUAGUGAAACGAAUACUUUUUAUUAUACCUCAAAGAGCCACUGAAAAGAGUUACGAGGAAAGAAUCUGGAUGCCACCAUUUAAGAUGAAAGCACUUAUUUUCUGCAUUUAUUCCUGUUUUAUGAUUCGGUGGUGCCUUAGUUACUGAUUUUUCGACUCGUUUUAUUUGUAUGCAAUGAAGACAUGCCACUGUUUUGACUUUAUAGGUCUAUCAAUCAGUCUGGCAGGCUGUAAUCUCAGUUAAGAUUAGUUUGUGUUCUAUAUUUAUAUCGGACGACUUGCAUGGAUCUUUAUUGGUACCCAGAAAAACGUUUACAGCUUAUCUGGUAUGCAUUUGAACUCUUUAAUCUUUUACAUUUUGUCAUAAAUACCUUUUCAUUUUCUGGUCCUUGGUGGCAGUGACUGAUAUCCAGUUAGGUGUUAGCAAUUUGAUCUCACCAACAUGCUGACUGCAUACUUGAACUCUGCCUCAAAGGUCUUUGGAAUGUAAAAACCAAUGUGAAAACUGUCUUAAUGUCUUUAAGAUAACCUCAUUAUUCAUGCUUAAAUACCCAAACACCUGAUUUCAAACAGAUUUCUUCUGUAUUUUUACGCAUUCCCAUUCGCUAGCUUACACAGUAUGCCCAUUUUACUAGUUUUAAAGGAACACGCCCACAUUUUGGAAAUUUAGCUUAUUCACUGUAUCUCCCAGAGUUAGAUAAGUCCAUACUUC
Molecule: messenger RNA, 3143 nt
Organism: Paramisgurnus dabryanus
Lineage: Eukaryota; Metazoa; Chordata; Actinopteri; Cypriniformes; Cobitidae
Source: RefSeq, a predicted model, not a curated record